Messenger RNA from Micromonas pusilla CCMP1545, 351 nucleotides. RefSeq lists its product as uncharacterized. Lineage: Eukaryota; Viridiplantae; Chlorophyta; Mamiellophyceae; Mamiellales; Mamiellaceae. The record is from RefSeq and is a predicted model, not a curated record.
AUGGCGAGGCCGCGUCGCCGCGUCCCUCGCCGCGCUGACCCUGACCCUGGGGCCCCAAACCGCGUCCGCGAUCGACCUCGUCAUCGCGGACCCGUCGGUGAAGCAGUACAUGGAGACGACGCGAUGCGCAUGAAGUGCGAGGGCGGGAUGAUGGACUGCGACGGCGAUCGACGCGAGUACGCGGUGCAAGGUGGAGGAGGCGUGCACGAGGACAUCAUCGGCGCCGCGAUCGCGGGUCUGAACGGUUUCACCACGAGCGAGAAGCUGGAGAAGAUGGGGAGGGACGCGAACGCGGUGAACAGCACCGCGAACAUGUUCGGAGGAGCUGAGGCAACGCGGAAUGAUGAAUGA